Messenger RNA from Patiria miniata (bat star), 2568 nucleotides. RefSeq names its product melatonin receptor type 1B-B-like. The transcript has 2 exons. The record is from RefSeq and is a predicted model, not a curated record. Gene Ontology annotation, molecular function: G protein-coupled receptor activity. The coding region runs from base 531 to 1646 and encodes 371 amino acids. NCBI's taxonomy places the organism in Eukaryota, Metazoa, Echinodermata, Asteroidea, Valvatida, Asterinidae. Gene Ontology annotation, biological process: G protein-coupled receptor signaling pathway. Gene Ontology annotation, cellular component: membrane.
UGUUUUGCAUUUUCAAAACAUAACUAUGCGUCGCUCAAUAAAUUGAAGUAAUUUUUUGCUACCGAAGAGGAAACAACAGUAGCUCUUUAGGCCUGCAGGCCUACCGUAAACAUCCGGGUAUGGCACGCGGCUAGACACGUUUACAAUCUCGUCACGGAUAUGUGACUUCAGUACAGUAUACCUGGAAACCAACAAAGCGAAACCAAUAUACCAGAUUUAUUUUUAGCCAACUGGAAAGUUUCUCUUUAUACAAAAGUGACCGGCACGGGCUGUUGAGCUCAUCGACAUCAUUUUGACCCAAUGAGUGCCGCAAACAAACUAGCUUGGCACUUCAAUAUUGAGUACCUCAUACGUAACAACGCAACACGUCUGGAAAUAACACUUGCAUCGCCCGUAAGCUUGAAUGAAGAGACGACCCAACGUGGUAAACUCACUAUCCAAGAACAAUCGAAGCAUUUUAUCCACUGUGAAAUCCUCAAGAAUCCAAACCUACGACGGCUGAACAAGAUCAUCCUGCACUACCGAUUGAGAUGGAUCUGGAUAUCUUGACCACACCCUCCUUGCCUCCAACCUGGGAAGAUGAGAACGCGACUGGCUGGAUCAGCACCCAGCAAACGAUGCUAUCUCUCUACAGCUACCCAGAACGCGUCGUGAUAGCCUCCUUCUUCAUUCUCAUAUCAGUCCUGACCAUCUCCGGUAACAUCACGGUCAUCUUAGCCGUGGUGUUCAGUAAGAAACUCCGCACUUCCACCAACGUCUUCGUGGUGAGCCUUGCCGUGGCUGACCUGCUAACUGGCGUGGGGAUACCCAUGAGCGCGGUUGCUCUGCUCAGCCCUGGUGACACCUGGCCUUUCGCCACCGAAGCCCCGUGCUUCGUCGGCGCUCUGUUGCUCUACAUCAGCGUUGGGGCCAGCGUGCUCCACCUCGCGAGCAUCGCCCUGAACAGAGCCGUGCUCAUCAAGCGGCCCAUGACCACGUACCGCUGGCUCUACACCAGGCGCAAUCUUGCCAUCAUGGUCGUAAUCAUUUGGGCCAUUGCGAUCCUGGUAAUGCUUCUCCCACCUCUCUUUGAUGUGGGAGGGUUCGGCCUCGACAUGCAGUUCCGCAGCUGCAGCGACCUCCAGACUCAUCCCCGUGGCAUGACCUUUGACCAAAUUCAGACCUUUACUUUCUAUCUCGUUCCUACGAUUGUCGUCUUAGCCUGCUAUGCCAUCAUCUUCGUUCACGUUCGGCGCCAUUUCAAAUCCCUGAAGGCCCAUGGUCAGGAGCCAAUGGCAGAGACUGCCUCAUCUUCUACCGGUAAAGCUCACUUGGAGAUAACAACAGCCACCCAGGAUUCUACCCACCGACAUCGGAUUAGCCGACAGCAGCUCCAGAUCACCAAGAAUCUCUUCACGGCCGUGUGCGUGUUUUUCUGUUGCAUCACGCCUUUCUUCUUGACCAAUCUCUUGACCACCAUGCACCGCUUCUUGAACUACGCUGCCAUCAUCCUUCUCUGCAACAGUUGCGCCAACCCCAUCAUCUACGGAGCCAAGCAUCCACAGUUCAAGAAGGUGAUGCGUCGUAUGAUUAUGUGCCAAUACUCGCAAAUCGAAGAGCCGUCUGACACGCUGAAGGCUCUGAUGGCUUGUUUCAAAAAGCAGUAGCAAAAAAAUCAAGUUUAACGAGGCUUUCUGUACCGCAAACUUGAAGGAAGCUAGUGAGCCUAAAAUUUCAGAUGCAAAAACUCAGAAUUGGAAACAUAUCAACAGAGGCUCAUUUUAAAACAAACCGAUAAUAUUGUAGAAGAUUUAAACUAAAAGGAACAAUAACGUUUUCCGCAAAAAAAAUCAUUUAUUGCCCUUUAAAAACAAGAUAUAAUCGGAGAUUACGGAAUCAAAGCACUGUAUAGACUAUAGGAAAAUGUUUCCGUGCAGUAACAAGAUGAUAUGUAAAAACAGAUUCUUUCUUUGUAUGAUGUCCGAUACACAGGGAAAUGAUAUACUAUGCCUAUAUAGAAUGGAAAAUGGUUUAAUGUUUAUUGAGUUGAAAGUGUUAUGAAAUAAGCAGUAUCCGUGUAUAUUAUGCGCUUAGGUAAAUAUAUUGAAUGUUUGGCUUAUAAACUAUAUUGGGAAUUCACAAUGUUUGCCUUUUAACAUGUGAUUAAAAUAAUGCAUGUAAUUUAUAUUGUAUUUUUGUGAGCGUUACAACAUUUAAGCUUUAAACAUUUUAAUAACAGUACUAAAACAUAAAUAUUUUGAAUGUUCAAGAUAUUUAAGUUGACCGCCCGUCCCAUAGGUCUAUACGUUCGAAGCCAGAGUCGAUGAUGGAGGGACAGGGAACUAUGGUGUCUUGGCUGGAGUGACGUAACUCUUCGAGACGUCAGAUCAGAAUAAACACGUGAUUUUCAAAGUUGCGGUGGGGCAGCCACACCAUCUUAUUAAUUACUAUCACACUUAAACAAAAAUUAAGUAAAAUUUGCAAAGAGGAAAUAAUUUUGUGAGGGGGUAAAUGGAUACAAUGAUAUUUUCAUUUAACUUUAAGCAAGUCAUACAUGGUGAAAAUAUAAUCUUCAUAUACAUAAUGCAA